This is a messenger RNA of Physella acuta, 2089 nucleotides long. RefSeq names its product vacuolar fusion protein CCZ1 homolog. Lineage: Eukaryota; Metazoa; Mollusca; Gastropoda; Physidae. Gene Ontology annotation, biological process: vesicle-mediated transport. Gene Ontology annotation, cellular component: Mon1-Ccz1 complex; intracellular membrane-bounded organelle. The record is from RefSeq and is a predicted model, not a curated record.
UUUGGAGUAAAGUCCCUUUAAAAAUGGAAUCUGAUAAGAAAUGGUUUAUGACAAUAUAUAAACUCUUAUUUUUUUAAAUUAAUUUUCCAAUCAGGGAAAACUAAGUGUAUUUUUGUGUAAACGAUGUCUGGCAUACCGACCGACUCCAUUGCUCUUUUAAAUUUCUUCGUUUUUAAUCCAGAGUACGGAACAAGAGAAGGAGAGGAGGAAAAGAAAAUUUUAUUUUACCAUCCCCCUGAAGUUGAUAUUGACACAAAAAUAAAAAGAGUUGGUUUAAGUGAAGCUAUUGUUAAAUUUUCAGAGACUUUUUCAGAUAGACCAUGCCAAAGUCUACAUACACAGAAAACAAGGCAGGUCUUCUUAGAACCUGAACCAUCCUUUUGGAUGAUAAUGACUGUGUCCAUUCCAUUUAAAGAAAAAUCCCUUGAUGGUCAGAAAGUGACGGAGUACAGAGAUGACCAUGUCCAAGAUUCAGUAUUUGAGGCCAUCCUAGGACAAGCAUAUAAGAUGUUUAAACUGUUUAAUGGAACUUUCACUACAAUCCUAAACCGAGCAAACGGGGAAGUAGAGGCUUUAAAACAAAGACUGGAACAUUUCUACAGCAAAUAUUUGUUGACUGUGAAAAUAGCACAUGGUGAUAUAUUGGAUAUAUUCAAUGGCAUUCACUUCCUGCCACUGGACAAGAAUACUUACCUGCGCAUACAGUGUUUUAUCAACAGCCUAGAGGCCACUUUCCCAUUCCUUAAAUAUACAGCUUUUUUAUACAAUGAAAAGUUAGUUUGCAGGAGUGGCCUAGAACAGGAAGACAUGCGCAUCAUGUACAAGUACCUGACCUCCAGCCUCUUCCCCACAUACAUGGAGCAGGAGCUACAUGGGGUACACAGCAGAACCUCUAGUGGCUUUGGUCACUAUGGCAAGUUUAUGACAGGACCACCAGACCUGAAUGAUGACCACAACAUGGGUAAGCUGCCACGCGUGUUUGUCAACACCGAGGAGUUGGAUGAAGAGUGUUAUUUGAUCGUCUACACAGCCCUCAGUGCCACCAUUUGCCUGCUGGUCAAUGUGAGAAGUCCUUUAAAUGUGCCUUUGUGUCGGAAACUGGACUCUGUUCUUGGGCCUCAGAUGACCAAACUUGCAUCUGAUAUUAGUGACCAGUACAACAAGAGGGUAGCUGCACUCAACUCAAGUGACCCUGUCUUUAAGUAUGUGUAUUUUAACCACAUGAACCUGGCCCAGCAGACAACUGUACACAUUGACCUCCAGAAAAGGUCAGGGGUCAACAUUCCACAUGACAUUCUGCGCCUGCUAGGUGACAUCAAUGCAGAUCUCACAAAAGACUGUGAUGAUGGUGAGACCAUUGUUAAGACAAGUUCAGACUACUGGGUUGUGGGCAAAAAAUCUGAUCAGCGUGAAUUUUAUGUGGUCAUCAACCAGAGGAAUGCCAACCUUCUAGACAUAAAUGAGGAAGUGAAAAGACUUUGCAGUACAUACCUAAAUAGCAUAUUCUUUUUAGAUUAACUUAGAAUGCAUACUGGUGAUAACUUUGACAUUAGAAAUUUGUCUUAUAAAGUUAUUUCAUUUGUUUAUAUUGAACAAUGAUUUUAGCAUCUAUUUAAUGAUAUUUUUGUGUUAUCAUAAUUUUGAUUACAUAAGAUUUAGGUGUAAUUGUCAGUUUGAUUACAUCUAGUAAUGAUUAAAUGCUACUAUAAAGGGCCGCCUUGAUGUAAUAAGGGCCAUCUUGGUAGAGGACUUCUUUGUGCCUGAGAUAGUCAAAUAAAAUAAUUUGGAACUUUGUAUGCUCAGAACAUGUUCUAUUAAGUCAUUAAUGUGCUGGAAAAAAAGGGAUUUGACUAAUCCCACAAGUAAGAAUGUUUUGAAGGAAGCCAAAUGUUUUCUACAUAGCAGAUUGAAUGGUGCAUCUGUUCCAGUCAAGCCAUUCUUGAGAAAAGCUGAACUGAAAUCUGUCACCCAGCCCUAAGUUGCUCUCGUCAUUCAUCACAAUUCACAGCACAAAACUGACCAGACACACAGCAACCAUGAAACAGACUGACCAGACACACAGCAACCAUGAAACAGACUGACCAGACAC